Teleopsis dalmanni is the source of this 1023-nucleotide messenger RNA. RefSeq names its product probable malate:quinone oxidoreductase. The coding region runs from base 1 to 1023 and encodes 340 amino acids. Lineage: Eukaryota; Metazoa; Arthropoda; Insecta; Diptera; Diopsidae. Gene Ontology annotation, molecular function: (S)-2-hydroxy-acid oxidase activity; L-malate dehydrogenase (quinone) activity; (S)-2-hydroxyglutarate dehydrogenase activity. Gene Ontology annotation, biological process: tricarboxylic acid cycle. The record is from RefSeq and is a predicted model, not a curated record. The transcript has a single exon.
AUGGAAGGCCAGCCGGCGGACAAACCGUUUGCGGCCACGUGGUCCGCCGCCGGUACGGACGUGAACUUUGGUGAAAUUACGCGUCAGUACAUUGGCUAUCUGGCCGAUUUGCCGCAAUUCACCCUGCGCACGGGAUGCGAGGUACGCCACAUCAGCCGCACUAGUGAAGGGUGGAAGGUGACCUGCCAUGAUAUGCACGGCAACACCACCCACACGGUAGAGGCACGGUUCCUGUUCAUUGGCGCAGGUGGUGGAUCGUUGCCGUUGUUGCAGGCGACGGGCAUCCCCGAGGCCGAUGAUUACGCUGGCUUCCCCGUUGGCGGAUCUUUCCUUGUCAGUGAAGAGCCGCAGGUUGCGGGCCGCCAUCUGGCCAAGGUUUACGGCAAGGCCGAUGUGGGCGCACCGCCGAUGUCCGUGCCGCAUCUGGAUGCGCGCGUUCUGGACGGGGGCAAGCAUGUCGUCCUGUUCGGGCCGUUUGCCACAUUCUCGACCAAGUUCCUGAAACAGGGGUCGUUCUUCGACCUUCCUGCUACGGUCACGUCCAAGAACCUUUGGCCAAUGCUGAAGGUCGGGAUGCACAACUUUGAUCUGGUCACCUAUCUGGCGGGUCAGGUUGUGUUGUCGCAAAAGGACAAGAUGAAACAGUUGCGGACAUUCUAUCCGAAUGCGCGCGACGAAGAUUGGAAGCUGGUUCAGGCCGGUCAGCGCGUUCAGGUGAUUAAACGUGACGCUGACAAUGGCGGCGUGCUGAAGCUGGGGACGGAAAUCGUCAGUUCGGCUGACGGGUCUGUUGCGGCGCUUCUUGGGGCAUCGCCCGGUGCAUCCACGGCGGCCCCGAUCAUGCUGGAGCUGUUGGCCAAGGCAUUCAAAGACAAGGUUGCAACGCCCGAAUGGCAGGCAACGCUGCGCCAGAUCGUGCCAAGCUAUGGCUUGAAACUGAACGAUCAUCCUGAAGAGUUGCAACGGGAAUGGGACCGCACGGCAAAGGUGCUGGAACUGGCAUUGCCCCCGCCGCAGGUGUAG